Molecule: messenger RNA, 857 nt
Organism: Arabidopsis thaliana (thale cress)
Lineage: Eukaryota; Viridiplantae; Streptophyta; Magnoliopsida; Brassicales; Brassicaceae
Product: SAUR-like auxin-responsive protein family
Exons: 1
Coding region: 249-527 (92 amino acids)
Biological process (GO): response to auxin
Source: RefSeq, marked reviewed
CUACAUCUUCCUAAAAUCCAAACGCUUUAACUAAUCUGUUUGUCAAAACCAUGUCCUUGUAGGUCGCACUCACAAUUCGUAGACAUAUUAUUUUCAAUAAAACCUUUCUAACUCCACCAAUAUAUAUAGACCCACAUUUCCCUUUGGCUCAUAAACCAAACUCAAAGCUUCUCUUAUCAUCAAACAAGAUCAAGAUAUCUUAACUUUAGCCAUUAAUUCAAAGUUUUUUUUUCUUUCUAAUACUCGAAAUGGCUUUCUUAAGGAGUUUUUUCGCUACCAAGCAUAUCAUUCGCCGGUCUUUUACUACGGAAUCAUUAUCAACGCCUAAAGGGUUCUUUGCUGUGUAUGUUGGAGAAAAUCUGAAGAAGAAGAGAUAUCUUGUUCCGGUUUGUUACUUGAACAAGCCAUCUUUCCAAGCUUUGCUUAGGAAAGCAGAAGAAGAGUUCGGUUUUAAUCAUCCAACGGGCGGUUUGAGUUUACCAUGCGACGAAGCUUUCUUCUUCACUGUCACUUCUCAGAUUCGUUAAUCCCAUACAAUAAUUAAAGUCUUUUUUACAUUCUCUUAUUUAUAGAAGAAAAUACACAUUGUACAUACUAUACUUUUAUAUACAUACUGAUGAGAAGAAUAAUUCAACGAACAUCUUUUGCUUUCGUUUUCUAUAUUUACUUAGUCCGUAACUCCAUUUAUCAGCCACGAAAGGCUUAAAUAUUAUUAUAGGCUCUCCACUUUAGUAUUUUCAUCAAGGCUAGUUAUACUCUCUGAGUUUAGCCAAAUCGGAAAUACAAACAAACCCGCUAAAGAAUAUAUUUCAAACCGCUAAAAAGUAAAACAACAUUUGUAAUGUCUAAUGUUAUUC